This is a messenger RNA of Dermatophagoides pteronyssinus (European house dust mite), 748 nucleotides long. RefSeq names its product CB1 cannabinoid receptor-interacting protein 1-like. Lineage: Eukaryota; Metazoa; Arthropoda; Arachnida; Sarcoptiformes; Pyroglyphidae. The record is from RefSeq and is a predicted model, not a curated record.
UCAUCAUCAAAUCUCAAACCAUCGAUCAUUAAUCAAUCAAUCAAUCAUGAAUAAUAAGAAUUCAAUUGGCUGUAUUAUUCGAAUUUAUAAUGAAUAUUCGAAACAACAACAUGUUGAUGGUGGCAACCAUGAAACGAUGAUUCCUUUAUAUUUUAAGGAAGAUGGCCAACGUUUUCGUAUGCAACAAACAUUAAAAAUGCUCACCAAUUCGGCAUAUAAUUUUGAAAUACAAUUCAAAGGAAUUCAUUCGAAUCUGAAAAUUCAAUUGGUAAAAAUUGAUUUAGGUAUUGCUGACCAGCAUGAUAUAUAUUCAUCAACAUUUGUUGAUUUUAAUCAACAUAAUAAUCAUCGUUCAAUGAACAACAAUAAUUCCCGACAAAUUUCAUUUAUUUGGGAUUCGAAUGGAAAAAUUCCCGCAGAAAAAAUUCGUAAAAAACGAAGAGAUUUCUUAACGAUAACAAUCAUUUUAUCCAAUAUGACAACAAUUGAAAUACGAUUUCAAAUUCGUUUCUAUAUGAAACCGGGUAAACAUUUUUGUUGGGGUGAAGAAUUAGAUCAUUGUAAAGGUGAAAUACUGAUCAACAACUGCAAUAAUGAUGAUCACGGUAACCGGACAUCCAAUCCACUGAUGAUAAUAAAUCCAACGUUGAUUGCAAAACCAAAAUAUUUUCGUCUAUUAAAACAUCAGCAGCAACAACAACAAUCAAUGUUGGCAUCCAACUAAAUAACCAAAAGCAAAAAAUUAAUG